CACACAUACACACACAAACACAAACGGAGCGAACGUGAACUUCAAGCUGAUUGGUAGCACUUUUCUGCCGCUGUUAGUUAACAGAACAGCUUCAUAGACUACCAAUCCCCCGUCUUCGCAGACAGUUAACAGCUGUGAGAACGCGCGUUAUUUGUCCUCCCACACGAGCUUAUCUACUAGACAGUCACACACACAUACAUACACACAUAUCUCAAUAUGGAUAGGGAGAGCCUGCCGCGCGUACCUGACACACACGGCGAUGUUGUCGAUGAGAAAUUAUUCUCGGAUCUUUACAUACGCACCAGCUGGGUAGACGCUCAAGUGGCGCUCGAUCAAAUUGAUAAGGGCAAGGCGCGUGGCAACCGCACGGCGAUCUAUCUGCGUUCAGUAUUCCAAUCCCACCUCGAAACGCUCGGCAGCUCGGUGCAGAAGCAUGCGGGCAAGGUGCUCUUUGUCGCCAUCCUGGUGUUGAGCACAUUCUGUGUGGGCCUCAAGAGCGCCCAGAUACACUCGAAGGUGCACCAGCUCUGGAUACAGGAGGGCGGCCGACUCGAAUCGGAGCUGGCCUACACGCAGAAGACGAUCGGCGAGGACGAGUCGUCGACGCAUCAGCUAAUCAUACAGACGGCCCACGAUCCGAACGCAUCGGUGCUGCAUCCCCAGGCGCUGCUCUCACAUCUCGAGGUGCUUGUCAAGGCGACCGCGGUCAAGGUGCACAUGUACGAAACGGAAUGGCGCCUGCGCGACAUGUGCAACUCGCCGACAACGCCCAGCUUCGAGGGCCACUACUACAUUGAGCAGAUACUAAAGCAUUUGAUACCCUGUUCCAUUAUAACGCCACUCGAUUGCUUCUGGGAGGGCAGCCAGCUGCUAGGACCCGAAGCACCUGUCUAUAUACCUGGCCUCGACCAGCGACUGAUGUGGAGCACUCUGAAUCCCUCGGCUGUGAUGCAGUUCAUGAAGCAGCAAAUGUCCGAUCAUAAGAUUAGCUUCGACUUCGAUAUCGAAACCGUGGAGCAGUAUAUGAAGCGUGCGGCCAUUGGCAGCGGCUACAUGGAGAAGCCCUGUCUGAAUCCAUUGCAUCCACAGUGCCCGGACACGGCGCCCAACAAGAACAGCCAGCAGCCGCCGGACGUGGGUGCCAUACUCUCGGGCGGCUGCUAUGGCUUUGCGGCCAAGCACAUGCACUGGCCGGAGCAGCUGAUCGUGGGCGGGGCACAGCGCAAUCGCAGCGGCCACCUGAAGAAGGCCAAGGCACUGCAGACGGUGGUGCAGCUGAUGACGGAGAAGGAGAUGUACGACCAGUGGAAGAACCACUACAAAGUCCACCACAUUGGCUGGACACAGGAGAAGGCCGCCGAGGUGCUCAAUGCCUGGCAGCGGAACUUCUCCCGCGAGGUGGACCAGCUGCUGCGCCAGCAGUCCCGCAUUGCGGCCAACUACGACAUCUACGUGUUCAGCUCGGCCACCCUGGACGACAUCCUGGCCAAGUUCUCGCAUCCCAGCGCCGUGAGCAUUGUCAUCGGCGUUGCUGCCACGGUGCUCUAUGCUUUCUGCACGCUGCUGCGCUGGCGCGAUCCGGUGCGCGGCCAGAGCAGCGUGGGCGUGGCUGGCGUCCUGCUCAUGUGCUUCAGCACGGCGGCCGGGCUGGGCCUGUGCGCGUUGCUGGGCAUUGUGUUCAAUGCGGCGAGCACACAGGUGGUGCCGUUCCUGGCGCUGGGUCUCGGCGUGGAUCAUAUCUUCAUGCUGACGGCGGCCUACGCGGAGAGCAAUCGCAAGGAGCAGACCAAGCUCAUACUGAAGAAGGUGGGACCCAGCAUACUGUUCAGCGCCUGCAGCACCGCUGGCUCCUUCUUUGCGGCCGUCUUCAUUCCGGUGCCCGCCUUGAAGGUCUUUUGCCUGCAGGCGGCCAUUGUGAUGUGCUUCAAUUUGGCAGCGGCUCUGCUCGUCUUUCCGGCCAUGAUAUCUUUGGACUUGCGCCGGCGCACCGCGGGCCGUGCGGACAUCUUUUGCUGCUGCUUUCCCGUUUGGAAGGAGCCGCCCAAGUCGCCGGCGUUGGCCAUGAACAACAACAACAAUAUGCGCGGCGGACGUCAUCCGAAGAACUGCAACAACAAUCGAACGGGUCAGCAGCAGCAGCAGCAACAGCAGCAGCAGCAGCCGCAGCAGCAGCUCGCUCAAAAUCCUUUGCUGGAGUCGCGCGCUGCCUCAGCUGGCGGCGUGGCCAGCUCGCUGCCCAGCUUCUCCCUCGCCAGCUUUGCCUACAAGUAUUAUACGCCCUUCCUCAUGCGCAGCUGGGUCAAGUUCCUGGCCGUGAUGGGCUUCCUGUGCGCCGUCAUCUUUAGCCUGUACGAGGCGACGGCGCUGCAGGAUGGCCUGGACAUCAUUGACCUGGUGCCCAAGCACAGCAACGAGCACAAGUUUCUGGAUGCCCAAACGCGUCUCUUUGGCUUCUACAGCAUGUACGCCGUGACCCAGGGCAACUUUGAGUAUCCGACGCAGCAGAAGCUGCUCUGCGACUACCACGAAGCGUUCGUCCGCGUGCCGCAUGUGAUCAAGAACGACAAUGGCGGCCUGCCGGACUUCUGGCUGCUGCUGUUCCGCGACUGGCUGCGCAAUCUGCAGCGCAUAUUCGACGAGGAGGUCCGCGACGGACGACUCAACAAGGAGAAAUGGCAUCAGAACGCCAGCAGCGAUGCGAUCCUCGCCUACAAGCUGAUCGUGCAGACGGGCUACGUGGACAAUCCGGUGGACAAGAGUCUCGUGGAGACGAAUCGUCUGGUGGACAGAGAUGGCAUCAUCAAUCCCAAGGCCUUCUACAACUACCUGUCCGCGUGGGCCACCAACGACGUCUUCGCCUACGGCGCCUCACAGGGCAAACUGUAUCCGGAACCGCGCCAGUAUUAUCAUGCACCCAACGAAUACGAUCUGAAGAUACCCAAGAGCCUGCCCCUGGUCUACGCCCAGAUGCCCUUCUACUUGCACGGCCUGACGGACACCUCCGAGAUCAAGACACUGAUUGGUCACAUACGCGAUCUGAGCGUCAAGUUCGAGGGCUACGGCUUGCCCAACUAUCCGUCAGGCAUUCCCUUCAUCUUCUGGGAACAGUACAUGACGCUGCGUUCCUCGCUGGCUCUGAUCCUGGCCUGCGCUCUGCUGGCUGCCUUGGUCCUGGUGUCGCUGCUGCUGCUUUCCGUUUCGGCUGCCGUUCUGGUCAUCGUCACGGUGCUGGCCUCACUGGCCCAGAUCUUUGGCGCCAUGACGCUGCUGGGCAUCAAGCUGUCGGCCAUACCCGCCGUGAUCCUCAUCCUGGGCGUGGGCAUGAUACUUUGCUUCAACGUUCACAUUUCACUGGGCUUCAUGACGUCGUUGGGCAAUCGUCAGCGGCGCGUGCAUCUGGCCAUGCAGCUGUCGCUGGGUCCAUUGGUCCAUGGCAUUCUCACCUCCGGCAUGGCCGUGUUUAUGCUCUCGACCUCCCCGUUUGAGUUCGUCAUUCGGCACUUUUGCUGGCUGCUGCUGGUCGUGCUGUGCGUGGGCGCCUGCAAUAGCCUGGUCGUGUUCCCGAUACUGCUGAGCAUGCUGGGGCCGGAGGCGGAGCUGGUGCCACUGGAGCAUCCGGAUCGCAUAUCGACGCCGUCGCCGGUGCCCAUGCGCAGCAGCAAGCGCUCCAACAAAUCGUACAUUGUGAAUGGCUCGCGUGGCUCGUCGCGCAGCUCCGGCUCCAACAACUGCCACAAGGCGCAUCACUAUCACAAGGAUGUCAACAUCAAUGAUCCGUCGCUGACGACCAUCACGGAGGAGCCGCAGUCGUGGAAGUCCAGCAAUUCGUCUAUACAAAUGCACAACGAUUGGAGCGCUCCGCCCACGCCCACGCCCACGCACAACCACAAGCAUAAUCAUAAUUAUAAUCACAAUCAUCUGAACAAUCAUUAUAUGAACAACAUUAACUAUCAGCAGCGCGAACGCGAACGCGAACCGGCGCAUGCCUCCAGCUAUGCGGGGCAGCCGCCGCCAUCGUAUCACAAGCUCUCGCAGCCAGUACUGGGCGGCUAUGCGCCGCCGGAGCUGCAGAGCAUUGUGGUGCAGCCGGAGGUGACCGUCGAGACGACGCAUUCCGACAGCAACACCACCAAGGUGACAGCCACGGCGAACAUCAAAGUGGAGCUGGUCACGCCCGGACGAGCGGUGCGCAGCUACAACUUUACGAGUUAG
This is a messenger RNA of Drosophila hydei, 4212 nucleotides long. It is a transcript of the gene ptc, whose product is annotated as protein patched. Gene Ontology annotation, cellular component: plasma membrane. The transcript has 6 exons. The record is from RefSeq and is a predicted model, not a curated record. Gene Ontology annotation, molecular function: smoothened binding; hedgehog family protein binding; hedgehog receptor activity. Gene Ontology annotation, biological process: smoothened signaling pathway. Lineage: Eukaryota; Metazoa; Arthropoda; Insecta; Diptera; Drosophilidae. Bases 217 to 4212 code for a protein of 1331 amino acids.